Megachile rotundata (alfalfa leafcutting bee) is the source of this 3322-nucleotide messenger RNA. RefSeq names its product sarcosine dehydrogenase, mitochondrial. The record is from RefSeq and is a predicted model, not a curated record. Gene Ontology annotation, cellular component: mitochondrion. Gene Ontology annotation, molecular function: protein binding. Lineage: Eukaryota; Metazoa; Arthropoda; Insecta; Hymenoptera; Megachilidae.
CAUACACACACACACACACACACACACACACACAAUAUUUACGAGUAGUGUUUGUUUCCAUUUUGCAAUAAAAAAUGUGAAAACAAAACCAAUUGCUAAUAUUGUAUCGCGUAAUAUUACAUAUAUAGGUAUAUUUAGAUGCAUGAAAUUUAGUUAAAUUUCACACCACGAUCGACGUUGAUAGGAAACAUCUCAUUUUUUCUAAAGCAAAUAUUCGUAAGUUUUUGUUAUGUUUGUUGAAAAAUAUAUUGUAAUUGAAAGAAAAUAAAGAGAUUUAUCGGUAUAAAGAAUCAUUAUCAGUCCGAGGAGAGUGGAAAUAUAGAGUAGUAUGCUCUAUGCAUAUUCUGCAACUAAUUUUUAGAAGAGACGAUUAUUUCUGAAAUUUUUUUCUUCUAACUGCACAUCAAAAGUUUAUCGACUGCAUUUGAUACGCGAACUGAACAACAAGGUCAUUAAUACGAUAAAAUACGAAUUGAUUAAUUGCAGUAUAAAUAUAACGUCGGAAUGAAAGGAAUUCACGACGUUUGCCUCCGUAUAUAGAAGAAACAUGUUUCGUUUAAUGAAGCACGAGGUAUUUCGAACAAUUUAUUACCUUUAUACUAGAAGUUUACCGAUUAAUUAUUUUCAGCCGUAUAGAAUAUGCAACAAUUAUAUUAAACUAUUGUCAACGAAAACGAUACAUUCGUCGUCGAAAAUAAAACUACCAGACUGUGCAGAUGUUGUAAUAAUAGGUGGUGGCAGCGCAGGUUGUAACGCUCUUUAUCACUUAGGAAAAUGUGGCGUUAAUGCUGUAUUGUUAGAGAAAUUUAAAUUAACUUCUGGUACUACGUGGCAUACUGCUGGCCUUAUAUGGAGUAUACGUGGUCCGAGUGAUACCGAUAUAGAAUUAUUAAAAAUUACGAGAAACCUUCUUAAAUCGUUAGAAGAAGAGACUGGAAUAAAUCCAGGGUGGAUAAAUAACGGUGGACUUUACAUUGCUCGGACCGCUGACCGAUUAGAUGAAUAUAAAAGACUCGUUACCGGGUCCAAAGCUUUUGGUAUUGAAGCGAACCUUAUCUCACCCCGAGAAACAAAGAAAUUAUUUCCGUUACUUGACGAAGCAAUUCUUCGAGGAGCUAUUUACUGUCCAGACGAUGGCGUUAUCGAUCCCACUAUGUUAGUAAACGCCUUAACAAGAUCGGCAAAGAGUAAUGGUUGUCAGAUUAUAGAAGAUUGUCCCGUAACAAAAAUACUCACUAAGGAGACUAUUACGAGCGACAAGAAAAUUUCUGGAGUAGAGACACCGUAUGGAAUCAUAAAGACAAAUGUUAUUCUGAAUGCUGCUGGUGUUUGGUCAAAAAAUAUAGCCAAGAUGGUUGAAACGGAUAUUCCUCUGGUACCGUUUAAGCACGCGUAUGUUGUUACCGAACCCAUAACAGGAGCACAGAACCUUCCAAAUAUCAGAGACCUUGAUGCUAGUUUAUAUAUACGAAUUCAGGGAAACUCUAUGGCUAUAGGCGGUUAUGAACAAAAUCCAAUCAUCUUGUCUUCACCACCGGAAGAUUUUUCGUUCAGCCUCUAUGAAAUGGACUGGAAUACUUUUGACGCGCAUCGAAAAUCAAUGAUUCGUUUAGUUCCUCGAUUAUCAACGAGCGGAAUAAAAACCACUAUAUGUGGACCAGAAAGUUUUACGCCUGAUCAUAAACCAAUCAUGGGUGAGGAUCCUCGUUGUUUUGGUUUAUUUUACUCGUGCGGCUACAACAGUGCCGGAAUGAUGUUAGGAGGUGGAUGCGGAGAACAGAUUGCACAGUGGAUAAUUAAUGGUCGACCAGACAAGCACAUGUUCGAUUAUGAUAUCAGACGAUUUAUUCCAGGGCAGAGAAAAAAUUUAGUUUGGGCAAAUGAAAGGUCCCAUGAGGCAUAUGCAAAGAAUUACAGUAUUAUAUUUCCAAACGACGAACCUCUAGCUGGUAGAAACUUAAAGCUAAGUCCUUUUCACGAUUUACUUGUUGAAAACGGUGCUAUAAUGGAAGAAUGUCAAGGUUGGGAGCGACCUGAAUGGUUCUCCUUAACAGAAAGGGUCGACAUCAAGAAUUAUGAUUAUGGUGGAUGUUAUGGAAUAUCAAAAAACAAAGAUGAUAAAUAUCGCGAAAUAUUAGAAAAAGAGUACAAUUUUCGGAUUUCGCCGUAUGAUGACAUUAUCCGAAAAGAAGCUCUUGCUUGUCGUACAAAUGUUGCUUUGUUUGACAUGUCUCAUCUUGGAAAAUUCUACCUUUGUGGUCCAGAUGCACAAAAAGCUGCAGACUACUUAUUCACAGCAAAUACAGAUCGCGCUUUCAACAAAACGGUUUACACUUGCAUGCUAAAUCAUGUUGGAGGAAUAGUAAUGGACUGCACGGUUACAGUUUUGGAGCCUGGAUCGGGCGGAAUCAUAAAUCCGAUGUUUAAAGAAAAAUCAUUUUACAUCGUCUCGAGUAGCAAAGCCGCGUACCAUACGUGGGCUCACGUGAAUAAAGUGAUACAGGAAAAAGGAUUUGAUGUAUCUUUACACGAUGUCACAGAACUGAUUGGAGUUUUAUCCGUGCAAGGUCCAAAUAGCCGAAAUAUAGUGGAAUCGCUAAUAGCGGAUGAAAUCUCGGAUGAAUCUUUUAAAUUUUCAACCACAAAAUUAGUGAAAAUUCGAAAUGAAAUAGUUCGCUUAAUUAGACUUAGUUUCGUUGGUGAACUCGGCUUUGAAUUACAUAUUCCAAGAUCGUCUUGUCAGUCGGUUUAUGCAACUUUAAUGAAAUUCAGCGAACCAUAUCGCAUAAAACUUGCUGGAUAUAGAGCAUUGCGUAGCCUAAGCUGUGAGAAAGGGCAUCUUCUGUGGAAUGAAGAACUCAGAGAAGAUGAUAAUCCCAUAGAAGCGGGAUUGGGAUUUACAUGUCGUAGUUUUGGUAAUUAUUUGGGGAAGGCGGUAAUUGAUCGAUUGCGAAAAAUUGGUAUUAAAAAGAGGCUAGUACAUAUCCAUAUAAAUAGUGAUAUUCCCGUGUGGGGUUCAGAAACGAUUUACAGAAAUAAUCGUGUCGUUGGUUAUCUACGAAGAGCGGAACGAGGAUAUAGUUAUGGAAAUACUAUUGGGCAUGGGUAUAUCAAGCAUCCAGAUGGAGAAAAUGUGACAAAGGAAUUUUUAGAAACUGGUAAUUAUGAAAUUGAAGUAAUGGGGAAGAGAUAUAAAUUUCAUCUUUAUCUCAAAAGUCCGUUCGAUCCUCAGAAUCAAAGAUUAUUAGGUGUAUAUGAAGAUAAAGAUGUUCCUAAACUUUAAAAAAUUAUAAAGCUAUAAAUAUAGAUAAACUUAAAAGAG